Molecule: messenger RNA, 1989 nt
Organism: Wasmannia auropunctata (little fire ant)
Lineage: Eukaryota; Metazoa; Arthropoda; Insecta; Hymenoptera; Formicidae
Exons: 11
Coding region: 562-1608 (348 amino acids)
Biological process (GO): negative regulation of DNA-templated transcription
Molecular function (GO): DNA binding
Source: RefSeq, a predicted model, not a curated record
CGUCGUGUCGCUGUGUUCUCCCCUCUCCUCCGCAAGAAUCCUAAUUGGGGAAUGUUAAAGGUUAAAGGAAGUCUCCUCACCGCUUGAAAAAGUCGCGUGUAUCACAUAUUCACCUAACGAAAUUCUGUUGAUCUUUACUUUGCGACGGCCUACACAGUCAGCAAGUUUGCAGUUUUGGGAUGUGUGCGGUCUUUAUUAAUAAGUCUUACUUCUCAGUGUGUUACCAUGUUACCAUGCAGCUCUACUAAUCAAGUUUCGAUCGUCGUAUAUUAAUUGCAUGGCUAUACUGAUUGAUUCGGUUCUGGAGCAAUUUGCUACACAUAGUGCAGUCUACGAGGAAAUCGCAGUCGUGGCGGAUGCAUACGCACUUAUUGCUGGAUAGUGUAUCAAGGAGUAGUGUAUCAAGAAACGCGAGCAAAUUUUUUGCCAAAAAUUGUACUAAUUUUGUCGCGUAUAAUUACUGCUGCAGCGCAUCGGAAGUUGCGCGCGGCCGGUAUUUUUUGUCAAUAAUUAGAAAAAAAAAUCGUUUCUUUUAUCUUGUGUUUACGUUAGCAUCAUCAAAUGUUCGCGUAUGUACACUUCGAGUCCGAAUGCGAAAGGCAUUCAGACAAGGAUAUUGUGGAAGUAUCCACAAUCCAACAUUUCGAUCCAAAUAACUGGAAAAAGAACAAAUAUUAUAAAAUAAAAUGCGGUCCAAGCAAAUGCAAGGGGAUAGUAAUCUUUGUACAAGAUACUAUUGAAGAUCUUCGAAAGAUGAUGAUUAUAAAGAGGGCCAUAGUGCCACCCAAAAAUAAAAUGUCUGCAGCUGAGGAAAGCACAGAUAUGGAUGAGAGUAACAUUACAGCAAAAAGGAAAGAUAAAUCAGAAGAUAUUAACAAGGUACUACAAGAAAAAAUUUGCCGAAUACAGCUGUAUAAGGCAGACGAAAGGAACGUGCAAAAGAAAGAAAACUUGCAACCGAUUUCAAAAAAUGGAACCUGUUAUAAACGAAGCAAUAACAAGAUUGAAGUAAGCCGUGACAUAAAAAAGCCUCACCUCUCUUCUAACGAAAUAUUUGAAGGAUCAGUGCUAAUAGAACGAAAUAAGAAAUGCCAAGAAGAAUGUAAUAAUUCUUCACAUUCGAAUAUUGAAAACGAAAUAAAGAUACUAAAAGCACGCAUUGUGGAAAGAGAUAGAAAAAUUGAAGAUCAAUCACGCAUGAUCCAAGAAAUGACAAAUUUAAACAUGCAAUUGCAGAAAUCGAUUAUCUCAUAUUUUGAAGAAUUUAGAGCAAACGCCAAACAGUUGGAUGAAUUUAGAAGCCGCGAAGGAUUAGACGCACCAGUAGUAGGAUUCAAACGAAAGGAGGACAAGACUAUACAUUUGGGAAGAAACGUAUGGAUUUCAAAAGCUGCAUUUGAUGGUGCUUUUGGCAACGCUCGAUGGACUAACGCAAUGAGAGUGAAAAAUUUGGCAGUUGCCGUUUUCGGAUUGAAAACGUUGCAGUCAUCAAGUAUAACAGGAAAUACAAGUAACAGAUUUAAAGAUAAAAAACCCAAGCCACCAUUGGACAAAAUUAAGCUUCUUGCAAUUCAAGAUAUAUAUCUACACUGGUUAAAGACUGUUUAGAAAGUACCUAAAGAUGAAGCAGAAAUAGAGACCAAUAAAGUAAUUAGUUACAUUAGAGGAAAAAUAAGCGAUUUGGGUAGAACAGCGAGCGAUAAGAAGAUUACGAAAGAUGGUAGCAAUUUUGAUGAGGCAGUCAAGGACACCGAAAAUACUAUCGCCAAAGAUACCGAAAAGAUUGAGAACAAAGACGACGAAAAUACUAAUGUAAAAGAAAUAUUGGAAACUAACAUUGGUAAAGAUGCGGAGAUGGAGAAGAUUGAAGGCACCGAAAAUGCUGAUGGCAAUAAAAAGUUUGAAAAUUCCAAUAUAUAAGAUGACAAUUUCGAUUGAAAGUGAAUUAACAGCAUUAUUACUCUUUAUAUUUAUGUAAUUAUAUCAUAU